AUGGACCGCCGUCCUCCCGGCUAUAGUCUCCCGCCGUACGACGACGAGCUCGACUCGCCCACCGGCCACGGAGCCGCCGCCGUCAGAUUGUUGACAUCUGUGGAAGAGUCCCCGGACAGAAGCAGAGACAGACCGUACGUAACACAGCCGUCGUCGCCAAUGGCAACACCAACAUUCCCAAAUAUGUCCUCUCCGUCCUCAUCGACGUCGUCUUUGCAACCCAAGGACGCCUCGAAACUCCAAGGAUCCAACCCCGAGACGUCCACCAUGGCUAUCGACGAGUGUCCAGGAGCCGCCUCGAGCUUGAAGACUAAGCAAGAGACGGAGAUGCAAGCAGCAACCAAGGCGGAUGCUCCCCUUCCUCCCCUUCCUCUUUCUUCUCCUUCUGUUCACAGUUCCCUCCCCCCUCUUGACGUUGUCGUCCCCCCUCCCCUCUACAUCAGACAGGUUCGCAAGAACAACAACAACAACACUGCAAAGUUGCACAGUCCAAGAAGUUUGGCGCUCAAUGACUCCCCAAAUCUUGCCGAGGCUCUGCCAACUAUCCCGGAGGGACCAAGUGAACGCUCCCGGCGAAGAAGAGGGAGUCUAUCAGCAUCGGACCAGCCACCUGCUCAACCACCUCUUCAACCAGCCCCCCAGCCGGCCGUGGUCGACGCUGUCGCAGCGGAACCAGCCGUGAAAAAGAUGAGGCCCACUGUUAGAUGGAAGAUCAAAAGCUCACACGAUAGGCCUAUUAGUAUGCGAUCGCCCCGGCCUCAAUAUACUCCCAGCGUCGCAUCCUCACACACUCGGACCGGGUCAAUUCUGGACGAUGCUCCUAGGAUUCCGCCGCCAGAUGCGUCUUACAUGUCCUACGACACCAGGGACCCUUCUCACAGGCCGUGGUCGCCAGCGUCCAGACUGACGGAUUACUCUCGCCCUCCCGCGUCUCAUGCUUCGUAUGAACCCUCGGACAUCAACGGCAGCCCCAGGCCAGGAACCCCGUCCUCGAGAUAUGGCGGCAGUCCGCGCCGCCCUCUCCCGCCAGCUCCUCGCUUUGGCAACGCAUCGCGCAACUCACAAUUUACCGACGAUGUGACCGUCUCCAUCCCCUUGGACCAUCGCGAAGAUGACGAUGACGUCUUUGGCCCCGAGUCAGACCUCAGCGAAUCUCGCCGUUACGACAACUACGAGCACGAGCAGUAUGAUCACUAUGACGAGGAUGAGAGACACUAUGACGAUGACCGCGACUCAUACCGCUCAGGUCAGGAGACAUUGAGCGAGGAGCAGGAAUACUAUGACAAGUACGAGCACUAUGGACCUGCGCCUGAUGGAGCGCAAGAGAGGCGCGGUGUCCGCGCUCCGCAAAUGGCGAAAAAGGAAGUCCCACUCAUCAAUGGUGAGCUGGUCUUGGAGUGCAAGAUUCCAACCAUCCUCUACAGCUUCCUCCCGCGCCGAGACGAGGUCGAGUUCACUCACAUGAGGUACACCGCCGUGACGUGUGAUCCCGAUGACUUUGUCGACAGAGGCUACAAACUACGACAGAGCAUUGGCCGGACGACUCGAGAGACGGAGCUGUUCAUUUGCAUCACCAUGUACAACGAAGACGAGAUUCUCUUUACCAGAACCAUGUACGCCGUCAUGAAGAACAUUUCCCAUUUCUGCUCUCGAUCUCGAUCUCGUACCUGGGGCGAGAAUGGCUGGCAAAAGGUCGUUGUUUGCAUCAUCUCAGAUGGUCGUGAGAAGAUCCACCCACGCACACUCGACGCCUUGGCUGCCAUGGGAGUCUACCAACAUGGCAUCGCCAAAAACUUUGUCAACAACAGAGCCGUGCAGGCACACGUCUACGAGUACACAACACAAGUCUCGCUCGAUUCUGACCUCAAGUUCAAGGGUGCCGAAAAGGGCAUUGUUCCGUGCCAAAUCAUCUUCUGUCUCAAGGAGAAGAACUCGCGCAAGCUCAACUCGCACCGAUGGUUCUUUAAUGCAUUUGGCAAGGCCCUGAACCCCAACAUUUGCAUUCUACUCGAUGUGGGAACUCGUCCCGGUGGCACUUCGCUGUACCAUCUCUGGAAGGCCUUUGACUUUGACUCCAACGUUGCCGGAGCAUGUGGUGAAAUCAAGGCUCUGAAGGGCAAAUACGGGUCAUACCUGUUGAAUCCUCUGGUUGCAUCGCAAAACUUUGAGUACAAGAUGUCCAACAUCCUGGACAAGCCCCUCGAAUCUGUGUUUGGUUACAUCACCGUGUUGCCCGGUGCCCUCAGUGCCUACCGUUACCAUGCGCUACAAAACGACGAGACUGGCCAUGGGCCACUGAGCCAGUAUUUCAAGGGUGAAACGCUCCACGGCCAACAUGCGGAUGUGUUCACAGCCAACAUGUAUCUGGCCGAAGAUCGUAUCCUUUGUUGGGAGCUCGUGGCCAAGCGAGGCGAGAGAUGGGUGUUGAAAUACGUCAAGGGUUGUCAUGGAGAAACGGACGUCCCCGACUCUGUUCCCGAGUUCAUCUCUCAACGAAGAAGAUGGCUGAACGGUGCCUUCUUUGCUGCUGUCUACUCACUUGUCCAAAUGCGACAAAUUCUGCAGACCGACCACACCCUUGCUCGCAAGGUCCUCUUGUACAUUGAGUUUGUCUAUCAGUUUGUCCAGCUGCUCUUCACCUACUUCUCUCUCGCAAACUUCUAUCUGGCUUUUUACUUCGUCGCUGGUGGUCUAGCGGACAAACGAGUCGAUCCGUUUGGACACGGCAUUGGAAACAUCAUAUUCAUUAUCCUGAGAUACACGUGUAUCUUGCUCAUCGCUAUCCAGUUCAUCCUGUCUCUUGGAAAUCGUCCACAGGGUGCAAGAAGACUCUACUUGGGCAGUAUGAUUAUCUACAGCAUCAUCAUGGUUUACACGACUUUUGCCAUCUUUUACAUUGUUGUAAGGCAAUUCACGGACCCGGACAGUGGCGCUUCGAUCUCGCUCGGUAAUAACGUGUUUACGAAUCUGAUUGUCUCGUUGGCCUCGACGGUUGGUCUAUAUUUUGCCAUGUCGUUCUUAUACCUCGAUCCCUGGCACAUGUUUACCUCGGCCGGCCAAUAUUUCCUUCUGCUGCCGAGUUAUAUCUGCACCCUGCAAGUUUACGCCUUUUGCAAUACCCACGACGUCACUUGGGGUACCAAGGGUGACAAUGUGAUGAAGACCGAUCUGGGAGGCGCCGUCGGUAAGGGUGAAACUGUCGAGCUUGAAAUGCCCAGCGAGCAGCUUGAUAUUGAUAGCGGAUACGACGAGGCUCUGCGUAAUCUGCGUGACCGCAUCGAGGUUCCGGAGAAGCCCCCGAGCGAGUCUCAGAUGCAGGAAGACUACUACAAGAGCGUGCGAACAUACAUGGUUGUCUCGUGGAUGAUGCUCAACGCCAUCCUCGCCAUGGCCGUGUCCGAGGCGUACAGCGACAAGGGUAUUGGCGACAACUUUUACCUUCGUUUCCUGCUUUGGAGCGUGGCGGGCUUGGCGGUUUUCCGUGCCAUAGGAUCAACCACGUUUGCCGUCAUCAACCUCAUCCACCUGAUUGUCGAAGGCAGAAUCCGCAUGACGCUCAAGUUGCCGAGCUGGGCUGGCGGCAUGGGCGAGAAGCUGAGCGAAACGAUGAGCAGCGUGGGAAGUAGCAUCACUAAUACCCUUAGAACUUGA
Molecule: messenger RNA, 3651 nt
Organism: Trichoderma aggressivum f. europaeum
Lineage: Eukaryota; Fungi; Ascomycota; Sordariomycetes; Hypocreales; Hypocreaceae
Product: CAZyme family GT2
Exons: 2
Coding region: 1-3651 (1216 amino acids)
Cellular component (GO): cell periphery; cell septum
Molecular function (GO): chitin synthase activity
Source: RefSeq, a predicted model, not a curated record